Messenger RNA from Tricharina praecox, 1407 nucleotides. RefSeq names its product guanine(37)-N1-methyltransferase. Gene Ontology annotation, biological process: mitochondrial tRNA methylation; tRNA N1-guanine methylation. Gene Ontology annotation, cellular component: mitochondrial matrix; cytoplasm. The transcript has 2 exons. Lineage: Eukaryota; Fungi; Ascomycota; Pezizomycetes; Pezizales; Pyronemataceae. The coding region runs from base 1 to 1407 and encodes 468 amino acids. The record is from RefSeq and is a predicted model, not a curated record.
AUGUCCCGCUUCCUUCCUCCGGUAAACCGCGCGAUGCGCGUCCUCGACCGCUCGUUCUUCCGCAAGACGAUCCCGAUGGCGGCCGCGCACGUGCACAAUCCGCGCGAUAUCUCGCGCGUGCAGAAGGAGUGCGCUUCCGACCUGCUGCGUCUGAAAAGAGUCCCGCCCGUCCAGGAGGAUCCAGAGGUCAAGGGAAGGAAGUUGAUUCUGCUGUGGCCUGAGGUGCGGUGUGAUGACCCUUCGACUGGAAGUGAAGCCCUGCGUAGACUCGUAAGCAGUAAUGUCAUGGAGCUCGUGCCGUUCACACUGCACAUGGACUACACGCACUGGAACUAUGAGGAAAUCAUCUCUGCGGUGCUGCCAGACGACAUAGUCGACGACGCACCCGGCUCGUUCUCACAAGCGGGCCACCUGGCGCACCUGAACCUCCGCCCCGCCUACCUCCCCUACAAGUCGCUGAUCGCGCAAGUAAUCCUCGACAAGAACACGCAGAUCCGCACGGUCGUCAACAAGCUCGAAGACGUCGGCGCACACUCGGUCUUCCGCACCUUUCCCAUGGAGAUCCUGGCGGGGCCCGCCGACACGACAGUCGAGGUCAAGGAGUCGGCUUGCACCUUCGUCUUCGACUUCGCCAAGGUGUACUGGAACACGCGGCUGGGGCACGAACACGAGCGGGUGGUCGCCAAGUUCCAGCCCGGCGAGGCGGUGUGCGACGUCAUGGCCGGCGUGGGCCCCUUCGCCGUUCCCGCGGGGAAGAAAGACGUCUUUGUGUGGGCCAACGACCUGAACCCGGCGUCGCACGAGGCGCUCGAAGCCAACAUCAAGCGCAACAAAGUCGGCGCCUUCGUGCGCGCGCACAACACCGACGGCCGCGAGUUCAUCCGCGCAGCGAUCCAAGAGCUGUACGCCGUGCACUGCAACCCCGAAGCGAACCCUGUCUCCGUCCCCGCCCACCCGGUGAAAUACAGCCGCAGCAAAGCGGCCGCCGGAAUCCCGCAGGUGACAAAGCCCGCAGACCGCAAGAUUGCCGUGCCGCCGACGUUCGCCCACUUCGUCAUGAACCUGCCCGCGAACGCGGUCGAGUUCCUGGAUGCGUUCAGAGGCGCGUAUGCCGGGCUGGAACACAUCUUUGGGAAGGACGGCGUACAGCUGCCCAUGAUCCAUGUGCACACGUUCCAUCGCGAGACUCAGGAGCGCGGGCCGGAGUUUGCGCGCGAGGAUCUACUACAGGUCAUUGCGGAGCAUCUCGGCUCCCGGGUGAAGAGUGACGACCUCGAGCUCCAUGAUGUGCGCAGGGUUGCACCGAAUAAGUCGAUGUACUGUGCGAGCUUUAGGCUGCCGGCUGAGGCGGCAUUUGCGGAGCUGGAGACGCCAAGGGAUGUGAAAAAGUUGAAGAUGGAUAAUUAG